Messenger RNA from Symsagittifera roscoffensis, 1941 nucleotides. RefSeq names its product 5'-AMP-activated protein kinase subunit gamma-1-like. The coding region runs from base 37 to 1239 and encodes 400 amino acids. The record is from RefSeq and is a predicted model, not a curated record. Lineage: Eukaryota; Metazoa; Xenacoelomorpha; Acoela; Convolutidae. Gene Ontology annotation, cellular component: nucleus; nucleotide-activated protein kinase complex; cytoplasm. Gene Ontology annotation, biological process: regulation of catalytic activity; protein phosphorylation. Gene Ontology annotation, molecular function: protein kinase binding; AMP binding; protein kinase regulator activity. The transcript has 3 exons.
AUAAACUUAUUAAAUAGAUUGUUGAAUGUCAAAGUUAUGCCGGACUCUGAGCAAAAAGGAACAAAAAAUCAGAAAUCACCUCCGAAGCCAAUUCCUGCGAGUAAGAUGAAGGUUCCAGCAGAUAUUAUAGACAAGUCCCUUGGCUCACUUAAUCAGCAGAACGAUUUUAUUACUCUGUACAAAUUAACUAAACUGAAGCGUUGCUAUGACCUAAUGCCUACAAGCUCAAAGUUGGUAAUAUUUGACACACAACUUCACGUGAAGAAGGCGUUUCACGCUCUUGUGUAUAACAACGUACGAGCAGCACCUCUUUGGGACAAUGAGAAGCAAAAGUUCGUGGGCAUGCUGACUAUUACAGAUUUUAUCCGAAUAUUGAUUUGCUACUAUAAAUCAGAAAUGAGACAACUAGAAGAGCAGCGAAUUGAAACAUGGAGGGAAGUGCUGGCGUAUAGAGAUGACUUCACCUAUAUAUCGCCAGAUGCUUCCUUGUACGAUGCAGUUAAGAUGUUAAUUGACAACAGAAUACACAGGCUGCCCCUGGUCCAUCCGUACACUGGAGACGUGCUCUGCAUUCUCACUCACAAACGUCUUCUCAAGUACCUCUAUCUAUCUGACGCUACCAGACCUCAGUACAUGAACAAGUCCAUUGCGGAGUUGCGCAUUGGCACAUUAUCAAAUAUCGUCACCGUACACCCGGAUACUUCUGUAAUCACAGCGCUCAAACUCUUCAUUCAGCACAAAGUGUCAGCUUUUCCAGUGGUCAACCGCGAUUCAGGACGCUGCGUAGAUAUUUAUUCCAAGUUUGACGUGAUUCACCUUGCCGCAGACAGAUCGUACGAUAAUUUGGACGACUCAAUAAUGAAGGCGUUAGAGAGAAGGAAAAUGAAUCAAAGUUCUCAGGGCGAAGAGCAGCAAAGCACUGAUGAGAGUGCAAUGGAAACGGACAAUGCUGAUGCUACGGCUGGAUGUUCAGUUUACCAUUGCAAAUUGACUAAUUCAUUGAAUGAAGUUGUUGAUUUGAUAGCGAAAGCAGAGGUACAUAGAUUAGUUAUUUUGGAUGAGGGUUACAAGGUCGUGGGCUUGAUUUCAUUGUCAGACAUCUUGAGCUAUCUCAUUCUGCAGCACCCCGAUACGAUUUUGGGAGGCCCGGGGGGACUUCGGAUGGGUGGAUCGCGUUGCAAUUCCCUACCAGGCAGCUCUUCCUCAGUGGAAAGCGUAGAGAUGGUUCAUAGGCUGUAGUUUCACAUGAUAUCACUGCAUAAACUGACUAUCAUCAUGCCCAUCUGACCAAACUAACAGACUGAGAAUUGUAGUAGUUACACAGAAUUGAAUUACGCAUAUUCAAAUUUUUAAACAGGUUAAUUUUGUAUAAUUAUUAUGUUAAUCAGUUAAAACUUGGACUUGAAAUCCGUAUCCAAGAUUUAUGAAUCUUUUCAAUUAACUACAUACAUGUGCGGAUUUCUUGUCAAUGGAAUAAUUAAAUCUAUCUUCUCGUUUUCCUGUAUCGAAAAUACGUUUUGUAAAAUGCAAAGUGCCUAACAAACGGAUUAACUUAAAAUUUAACUGCUUUAUCAGUUUAAAGUGUUAAUGAAUGAAGUAAGUUUUCAUCUGCAUUUCUUAAGGCGGUUAUUUGAAAGUUAUCAGUGGAAUCCCCAAAUACCUAAUUUCAUUUUUUUUUUCAAAUAAUUAGCCUAAUUCUCUUUUGACAUUAAUUAUCGCUGUAAAAAUAACGAUGAAUUUCAUGAUUACUUUUCCAACCUUCUAGUUGUAUUCUUUCCUGACAUGAGAAGAUGACCCGAGUAAAAAAAAGUCAGUAUAGCUGGAAUUUAGCUUUACAGUAUUUGCCUCAAAUUUAAAUAGCUCUAUUGAUAUCUUGCUGAACUCUGAUGGUGCGCGGCUAGCAAAAUCAAUUAACAAUUUAUGAAUCUAAUCAAGUAAAAC